ACCGAAAUUUGCACGAAAAUCCGCACAACCGUUUUCAUGUAAAAAAUUAAAUUGCCCAAUUAAAUUUGGCUAUAGCGGAUGUGCCUUGGUUCCUUUCUAUUUAACGCGGUCCAAAUUACACUAAAACUUAACAACAUUUGUAAUCGCAGAUUACGAACUUAAUCCCGAAACUGUACUUUCACUCAGUUUUGGAAGUGAGAGGGGUUUCCGGAAUUUGACACAACUUACUAUCAAUCGUGAACAUACAAUGUUUCCCGGAUGACCUCUUUUUUUGUCUGAUCUAUCACUAGCAAUCAGCUGCUGUGCUCAAUAGUAGCCAUGAAAUUUUGUAAUUUCCUUUGAAAAAUUCAUGUGCGAAUAAAAGAAUAUGAAGCCAUUCUUCCACAGCGGCCUGCCGCUCCUGAGCGCGCUCCGACAGCGGAAUCUGAACUACAACGUGAACCUCUCGCGGCUGGCCCAGGUGAGCCCGGUGGGCGUCCUCGAGGACCUGAGCACAACCGGCGAGAUCCGGAGCCUGCUCAUGAGCGACAGCUCCGGGCGCUACAUCCUCCAGUGCUACGCCAAGAGCGGGAAGCUCACCUACCACACGCGCAAGACCCUCGUCGCCAACAUCAUCGACUACGAGCUGCGGGACGACCCGGACAAGCGCCUCGACCAGACCCGCUUCCUCGAGCUGGCCCAGGCCAUCGUCGAGAUCUUCCCGACGGAGAAUGCGGACCUCUACUACUACCCGGCCACCACCUCCGACAACGCCGCCAAGAGGUGCGCGCGCGGCAAGCUCAGGGAGAGGUACAACAACGUCCGCAAGGCCUUCCAAGAGAGCGGUCUCAUCCCCUCCAGGAAGUGGACCAAACAGUGAUCACAGAUUCAUCGUGCAAAUGGUGUGCCGAGAAAGAAACCUAUUCCUAUUUAUUUGGUUUAAAUAGAGCUUUGAUCAUCCGUGAAGAGGAUAAUGUUUCUCAUUAAUUAAAAUUAAAAUCACGGAUACUUUCUCAUUUAGAAUCGUAAUUUCUAACCUCUAAUGAGUUGCCAUUACUUUUUUAUCCUUCCAAAAACACGUAACGCACAAGAUAGUGCUAAUUAACAGUGAAUCAGCAAGUAACGAUUCUUUAUUUUGAAAUGAUUUAUUAUAUAAAUUUAUGUUCAGGAUUCAUUUGAAAAAUGGAUCACCAAUAAUAGGAGCUCAUUAAAUUUUUACCAGCCCUAGUUUCUUUUUUCGCCGAUAUCAAGUCAAAUUGCGAAGGCAAUUCCCUCCUUUUGCGCACUUUCCUUUUGUGUCUAUUUUAAUUUGUAUUUGUUUGUGCAAUAUUCCAUGAUUCUGGAGACUGUUCUACCAACCUGAAAGAAAGUAAAACUCUAUUGAAUCUCAUAGAUUUCGAUUCCAAAGCAAAAUUGAAUGUAAGCAGAAAACUAGUGAAACUAUAACAUAUUUUAUGAUCACGCGAAAUCUUCUAUUUGUUCAUCCAUUUGAAAGGCCUUUCGCCACGUGUGUGAGUGGAAGAUCCUUUUCCUAUUGUAUUUUAAUAAUCAUAUCCUUGACUCUACACUGUUUAUUUUCAUAAAUGUCUUAUUUACCUUUGUUAUUUGUACAAUUUUUUAAAGAAGUAUCGCGCUUUUUGUGCGUAUAACGCUGAAAGUAGUAAUGUUUUAACUUACAAUACCCUAUUGUAAAUGAUGUAGAAGUUAAAUACAUUUUCCUGCAACAGUAA
Bemisia tabaci is the source of this 1709-nucleotide messenger RNA. NCBI's taxonomy places the organism in Eukaryota, Metazoa, Arthropoda, Insecta, Hemiptera, Aleyrodidae. The record is from RefSeq and is a predicted model, not a curated record.